GUCUUUUCAGUCUUGCUCCCGUUAUGAGGCCUUUCCACACCUUGUCUAGUCCAUUAUACCACACAUCAUCCUCAUCCAACUUUCCCUCGUGCGUGUUUAAGAGCUCUUCAAGCCUUUGUCGUGAAACAGAAGUAGCCAGAGGCUCAGGUUGUUGGUCGUGAGGUAUGGGCGUGUGCCACAGAGCCCUUCUAGCCUCAAAGUAAGCAGGACCGGGCUCCGGUAAAUCCGAGCUCUCCAAUAGCUGCUCGAAGCGAGUUUGUGCAGGUGGUGAGCUGGUCGUGCUCUUCGAUGAGGGAACAUCUACCGGUGGCCUUGGAGUGGGCACUCGAAGUGCUUCAGGUGGGUCGAAUGAGUAGCCGUAGGGACUUGCGGACAUUUUUGCAAAGCCCUUUCGCCGACCAUCACGAUAUGAAGGGCUCGAGGGUGUUUCCGGAGAAGAUGGCACGGUUACUACGAUGCCAGAAGGCAAGGCAGGGUCACUUUGGUGGUGAGGAUACAUCGGACGCUAAGGUUAGGACGUGAUGACUAAGCAACCCUGGAAGCCCUUAUGCAUGCCGUGCCCACUGUUGUUGCCAUCGACGAACUGUUCUCGCCGCUGAACUCUCAUGUUGUACAAGCAUUCAUCUCCAGCGCAGUCGACAACGUCCCUCUCCGAUGUCGACGAUGAUGAUUUCAAUAAGUCAACAUUCUUUCCUUCGUUAGAUCCUGUCGCUGCAACUCCAGCUCAAUGGUCUUCUCGUCUACUUCCACAUUCCCCUUUGGAACCGCUAUCAACACAUAUCCUUUCACAUGCCGCUCGUCUUCCUCCUGAAAUCCUCAUUCAUAUCUUGAAGCACCUCCACUCAUCCAGAGAUCUGUAUCAUGCACUCCUUGUCUCCCGCGCAUGGUGCGAAUGCACAGUUGAACUGCUUUGGCAUCGACCGAGCUUCACAAAGCUAUCAACCUUGGGGAAAAUGAUGCGCGUACUUGCUCGGGAUGACCAGACUUUCAUCUAUGCGCGAUUCAUUCGUCGUCUCAACUUCCUCUACCUCGGGGCAGACCUAACAGAUUCUCUCUUCGGUCGCCUCGCACAAUGUGUUAGAUUGGAACGCCUCACCCUCAUCAAUUGUAAUUCCCUUACGGAUGGCGCACUUGCCCGCGUCCUUCCAUGCUGCCCCAAUCUCGUCGCGUUAGAUCUCACGGGAGUUGUAGAGACAAGUGACCGUGCUAUAGUGGCGUUAGCAUCGUCUACGAAGAAACUGCAAGGGAUCAACUUGGGCGGCUGCAAAAAGCUGACGGACAAGGCGGUGUUAGCUUUAGCUGCUAAUUGCCCAUUGCUUCGCCGCGUCAAACUCAGCCAUGUCGAACAAGUCACCGAUGAAGCCAUAUCUGCGCUUGCGAAGUCGUGUCCUCUACUCCUCGAAAUCGAUCUCAAUAACUGCAAGAAGAUCACGGAUUCGUCUGUACGCGAUCUGUGGACAUAUUCAUGCCACAUGCGUGAAAUGCGGCUGUCUCAUUGCGUUGAGCUUACCGAUAGCGCAUUCCCUUCGUCACCUCGGUCCGAGGUUGUACUUCCCACAGGACCCAACCCCUUCCCCUUGUCGACUCCCCUGAAUACGGAUAAACUGCCGCCGUUGCGUGUUACUAAGCCCUUUGAGCAUCUGCGUAUGCUCGAUCUCACCGGGUGCUCGAAUAUCACGGACGAAACUAUUGAAGGGAUUAUCUCUGUUGCACCGAAGAUUCGCAACCUGGUGCUUGCCAAAUGCAACCAACUGACAGAUGUCGCCGUCGAGUCUAUUUGCUCAUUAGGCAAACAUCUGCAUUAUUUACACCUUGGACACGCCGGAGGUAUCACCGAUCGCUCAAUACGAUUGUUGGCACGUGCCUGCACGCGUUUGCGAUAUAUCGACCUUGCAAAUUGUUUGCAGCUGACUGACAUGUCAGUGUUCGAGCUGGCCGGCUUGCAGAAACUGCGUCGUAUUGGUCUCGUUCGCGUGAAUAACCUCACAGACCAAGCCAUUUACUCUUUGGCGGAAAGGCAUGCGACUCUCGAACGCAUACACUUAUCCUACUGUGACCAAAUUACCGUGAUGGCCAUACAUUUCUUACUGCAGAAACUGCCCAAACUCACCCAUCUGAGUCUCACCGGCAUCCCCGCCUUUCGUCGACCAGAAUUGCAGCAGUUUUGCCGUGAGGCACCAUCGGAGUUUAACUCUGGGCAACGCGCCGCGUUUUGCGUCUACUCGGGGAAGGGAGUUUCAGACCUUCGAGACUUUCUCGCUGAUCUAUUCAACACUAUUACUGACGAGAUGGCGGCUGGUAGUGGGACAGAGUACGAUGACGAAGACGAAUACAGAAAUCGUUACGGCGAUGAUUCAGAAGCUGCCAAUGAUGCAGAUGAGGACGAGGAUGUCGUUCGUCGCGACCCUGCAAAUGUCUCUCGUACCACGGGAUCAUCUCCUCCUCAGUCAAUUGACAAUGAAUCCGAAGACCGUUCUACCGUUCAACUUCCGUCGAGAGAAUUAUUGAUGUCCCGGGAACGAGCCAACCCACCAAUCCCAAGAACAAUCGCGGCCUCGCAGGUUUGGAUGAAUGGGCAUAACGUGGCGGUUGGUCCGUCCCGUAUUGUAAGAGGCUUUGGGCAUCAACCAAUCAUCGAGGCAUCGACAUCGCCUGCCCCCAGUGAUGCUGCUUCUAAUCGUAGCGGAGGAACGAAUCACUCGACUGGCACGGCGUUCUUCCGCAAUUACGCAGAGACGAACCCUAUCCUCCGGCAGGGCGUGAUGACCCCAGACUUGAUCUUUGCGGAAAUCGGGCACGGCCGUGGAGCUGGUCCUCAUGCAGGAUCCAGUACUAUCGUGAUACCCGCACCUACGCGUCGACCUGUGGAUCCAUUGACUAUUGUGCCACCAUCGCCUACAGGUUCACUAAGUGCAUCAACUUAUACCCCGAUGGCCUCGGCUGCCAUGGCAGCGACAGGCUCAUCGACUUCGAAUCUUGAGUCCGGAAGACAUCCACCAAGCUCUAGUGGCAUUAGUGGGGACAGUGGUGGUAGUCAAUUGUUUGAAAGAAGCCCGGUUUUGGUGGACAGCUCGAACUCCUAUAAUCAUAAUGGUGAUUAUCAUAACGAUUGGACGUCCGUUCCGCCCGAUAGCAUAGGAACACGAUCUCUAUCAUCGUCUCCAACAACACGAGAGCUACAGGAAUCUGUGCAUUCGGUGUUAGGUCAACAGUCGGUAUUCGUGGAGGAAGGGAGAGGUCGCAGCGUCAAGCGAAGUUUACGCAAUACAAUUACUGCCGCUGAGCAGUACGCAAGCAGCUUCUUCUUUGGUGGUCGAGGCCAGGGCAGUAGCGAAGGAGGUAGUGGGUCUUCAGGUCAGGGUAGAGAGGGGGACAUCCAGGGUCAGUAGUCGUGUAUAUGGUUUGUGCAUGCAUUAGUGUCGAGUAUUUUCUUUAUUUUCUCUUAUCGGCUGCUUCCCUUCGGAGUUUCACUUUGUCAUGGCAUACGAUCCCUGAACGCGCAUUAUGUAGUUUUAAACACGGAUGGUUAUUUACAUUUCUCCCUCGUACGCGCAAUCCCUUUCUUAGUUUCCUUCUGCAUUUGGGCGUGCAUUACCUUCGCGGCGUGUGAAUUGCAUGGGCGCUUCCAUGAACCGACCCAAGGAGAUCGCUUUGAACCACCGCUCACUUCUACGCCUAUUUGUUCUUCGUUUCCUCCCCUUCUCCAUCUUAAACAAUGAACAUUAGGCCUGCGCGGGUAUGCAAUGAUAAAACGCCUACGUGG
Molecule: messenger RNA, 3763 nt
Organism: Somion occarium
Lineage: Eukaryota; Fungi; Basidiomycota; Agaricomycetes; Polyporales; Cerrenaceae
Source: the annotation of a GenBank genome assembly